GAUGACACCCGAAAUGCACUUCUUUCUCGCUGGGUACCCCAACAGUACCUUCCUUGACCUCCUUGGUACCACUCGAUCGGCGUUUUCGUACUUUCUCGUCGACAUUCGUACCUGCCAAGUGCCGCUUAGAAAUAAGCAGAACUUUAUUAAACUAUCACAUUCACUCCUAAGUUAAGUCCAGCUAUAGGAUAGUAAGAAUGACGAAAUUAUAUUAUUCCAUAGCCACACUGGUAUGUCUAUCCUUUGUUAUAGACUUAGGAGAAUGCAGGACGAUCGUCAAAAGGGGGGUUGAAUUAAAGCCAAUGGAUCCUCAUACACUUGCAGUACUAACAAAAAGCAGUAUCAUUAGAGACAAAAGGAAAGUAGACGUAGUAACAGGAGUGAAAAAUGCCGUAUUAGGAUUUGUUUUUAAUCCAUCAUCUUCGGUAAGCGCAUCGAAAGGAUUCGCCUGGGACCUACCCAAGCCAACUAGGAGACCUACAACUACACCAGACGCUGUAAUUUUCAAACCGGGUGAACCUGUAUCUUUGGAACUUCCCGACAAGCUGUUCGGAAGUACUUUCACUUUAAUUACGAAUCUGUCGACAAGAGUUGGAGAUUAUGCGAUGAGUUCAGCUGUGAGGGCCCAACGACUUCUGGAAUCGAUGAGACCAUUUUUGAGGACCAUUUUUGGAGCUGGAGGUAUUGUUAUAGAAGCAACUACCAACAGGCCUAUAUUUUCUGAUCCAAAUGCUAUUUAAUAAUUAUUAAUUUUUAAAUAUCUGUUGUUAUAUAGUUUUGAUAUAUAUAUAUAUAUAUUUUAUUGUACAAUAAAAACAUUGAAGUUUACAUUAAAAAAAUUUAUACAGUGACUUAAAAAUAUAACUUAACUUUAUUGUUAAAACAAUUAUCGAAUACUUAAGUUCUAAAAAAUAGUGUUUAAAAUCUUUUUAACUCAGUUUCUAAUUACUGGUUAAACAAAUAACAAUUUUUAAGACUUUAUUGGUG
This is a messenger RNA of Psylliodes chrysocephalus, 987 nucleotides long. Lineage: Eukaryota; Metazoa; Arthropoda; Insecta; Coleoptera; Chrysomelidae. The record is from the annotation of a GenBank genome assembly.